CUUUUCCUACCAUAACCAACGACACCAUUUCGUUCAAGCCAUGGCCCCAUUCGACGACUGGAACAAUAUCGAUGAAGAGGAGGAGGAAGAGCUGCAGGAUGCCUCGUACUUUGAGGGAAAACGCGAUGUCAUUCUAUUCUGUAUCGACUGCUCGCCAUCCAUGCAAGAGCUCAAAGAAGAUCCGGUGUAUGAAGGAGUACAGACCUCACGACUUCUAACGUCUCUAGAAGCCGCUAUGCAGAUCCAGAAGAAGAAGGUGCUCGUUGGUCCGAACGACUGCGUCGGGAUUUUGUUGUUUAACACGACACGGACGAAUGAAGAAGCAGGCUACGCGUCCGAGAUCAAGAAGGGCUGUUUCGUCUACCAGCAACUAGGACAAGUGAACGCCCCAAAGAUCCAGGAGCUGAUCCAACUGGUUGAGGGCGCACGCGAGGACUCCGACCUGCUCAAGUCCGAGUACCCUCCGCUUGAGGGCAAGAGAGUACCUAUAGGCGACGUUUUCACCAGUUGCAACUGGGUCAUUCGAGACAACGCACCGAAGACUGCUACCAAGCGUGUUUUCCUGAUAACAGAUAAUGACGACCCACAUCCUGGAACGAAGCAACUCUUAACCUCUGCUCGUACCACUCUAGUUGACCUGAUUGAAUCCGGCGUUCAAGUCGAGCCGUUUUUCAUCGGCACGGAGGACCGGCCAUUUGAUCCAACUAAAUUCUACUCCUCUGUCUUGAUCAACAGUGGAUUCGACGAUGAAGCGGAAGACGAGGGCACUCUCCCUGAGUCAAUAUCCAUCACGCGCAUCAACGAUUUGCUCGCCCAAAUGCGGAUUCACGAAGUGCCGAAGCGGGCUAUAUUCAAUAUAACAUUCGAGCUUGCCAACGACUUCGUCAUAGGGGUCAAAGGGUACGGCCUAGUGACUGAGCAGAAGAAGGGCUCGUACAAGUAUUUUGUCGACCUCGGUGAUCGUAUGGAAGUUGCCGAAUCACGCACCGUAUACAUUGACGAAGAACAACAAGCCGAAGUAGAAAAAUCGCAGCUGGUUUAUGGUAUGGAACUCGGAGCUCCGCCGGCGAAUGAGAACAGCGAUGACGAAAUGGAUGGUGCCGAGUACGGAACUAGGGUGGUCCCCUAUGGACAGCGACCAUUCUAUGAUGCAGAGGAAGUAAGGUCCUUCCGGACGCUUGAACUCGAACCAGGACUCAAGCUACUCGGUUUCAAAGAUCGCAACGAGCUCGCAUUUGAGGACAAUGUGAAGCACUCUACUUUCAUCUAUCCAGACGAGCAGAAAUAUGCAGGAAGCAGGCGAACGUUCACAGCUAUGCUCAAGGUCAUGCUCGAGAAGGACAAAAUUGGGCUGGUGCGGGCGCUUCUGAGGAAGAACGCAGCACCGGUCUUCUGUGCAAUGCUCCCUCAGGCAGAAAAGGUGGAAGAAGGCGGGUGGAACGAGCCAGGGGGCUUCCAUCUCAUCCCAUUGCCUUUCGCAGACGACAUACGCGCGGCCCCCAUCGAAGAAGGUUUCCGAGCCUCAGAUGACGUGAAGAAUGCGGCGAGAGCGUGGAUAGACAAGCUCUGCGUCAAGAACGGGGCGUAUCCCCCGGACACCUACCCUAAUCCAGCACUCGCAUUCCACAAUGCACAGCUCCAAGCGAGCGCCUUUCGAGAGGAGUUUGAUCCGGAGUCCUUCGAGGAUGUCACAUUGCCCAAGUAUGAUAUGAUGCACAAGAGGGCUGGCGAGCUGAUAAAGGAGUGGAAGAAGGUCUUGUUCAAGGACGACGCGGCUAACACGAUCAUCGCGACGGCGGGGACUAAACGAAAAGCGGACGUCAGCGUGGACGAGGCAGAGAUUAGGAGUAAGUAUGAGGACGGGACGCUAAAUAAACUUCGUAAUGAUCAGCUCAAGGAAUUCCUCAAGAACAAGAGUCAGCCCGUCUCUGGCAAAAAGGCAGAUCUCGUUGAACGAGUGGCCGACUGGCUGACGUCCCAUAGUUAACCGCUGGGUGUUGGGCAUCUUGUCACAACGCAAAUGAGUGGUCUUCAUUCUACUGUACAUUAUAGGUACCGAUAUCCUUUACCGUAUCAAGCUUAUCGUAAUGAGUGGUCUUGGAACCUCAUUUCUCGAUUGGCUAAAUAAUUCAGGCACACCGUCAUCCAAGAUCUAACCAAUGCGUUUAGCGCUGCGUACGUAUUGUGUUAUAAGAGAUACUUUCAGCUGGACGUAUUGGGUCAGCAAGAUGUAUUGUCG
Molecule: messenger RNA, 2239 nt
Organism: Coniophora puteana RWD-64-598 SS2
Lineage: Eukaryota; Fungi; Basidiomycota; Agaricomycetes; Boletales; Coniophoraceae
Product: Ku DNA-binding complex, Ku70 subunit
Exons: 19
Coding region: 41-1987 (648 amino acids)
Biological process (GO): cellular response to gamma radiation; double-strand break repair via nonhomologous end joining; cellular response to X-ray
Cellular component (GO): Ku70:Ku80 complex; nucleus
Molecular function (GO): telomeric repeat DNA binding; double-stranded DNA binding; damaged DNA binding
Source: RefSeq, a predicted model, not a curated record